CUGCACCGGAGGCGCCCAGGAUCUGCAGGCACCCACCCUGGUCCCAUCAGAAGGUCCCCAGGAGUUUGGAGGUGUGAAGAUGCGCAGGGCGAGGCUCCUGAUCUUCUGGCUUUGCUGCUUAGUGCCCUGGUCGGAGGGCAUAAACCCAGGAUUUGCAGGCAGGAUCACCAAGAAAGGACUGGAUUAUGCAUGCCAAGAGGGAGUCGCAACCUUGCAGAAGGACUUGCCGGCCCUCACUCUGCCCGAAUUCUCUGGCACCUACAGAGUUAAAGUUAUUGGAAAUGUCAACUACAGGUUCUACAGACUGAACAUCCGUAGGUUUGAGCUGUUCCACUCAACGAUUGAGCCCGUGCCGGGCCAGGGUCUCAGGGUCUCCAUCAGCAAUGCUUUGGCUGAAAUGACCGGCCAUUGGGAGCUGAAGAAACGUUGGCUGAAGGAUGAUGACUCCUUUGAACUGAAGGUUGACGGCAUCUCCAUCUCUGUGGUCUUGAAGCUGGGGAGUGACGGCACUGGGAGACCAACGGUGACCACCUUGGAUUGCAACACCCACAUUUCCAACGUCGACAUUGAUAUUUCUGGCAAAUGGGAGUGGCUGUAUAACCUCUUCAAAAGCAAGGUUGAAUCAGCUUUCAAGACAGCCAUGGAAAGCAAGAUCUGUGAGAUAGUGAGGACUUCUGUGAACUCCAAACUGCAGUCCCAUCUCCAGUCUUUGCCAGAACCGGCUCGUUGCCCAACCUCUGGUCAAUAGCCACGGUCAUCCCUGUCUUCAAAAAGGGAGAGAGACCCCAGCCUAGUUGGAAACAACAGACCAAUCUCUUUCUGUGGCGUCACCUGCAAAGUCAUGGAAUCAACCAUAAAC
Messenger RNA from Thamnophis elegans (Western terrestrial garter snake), 859 nucleotides. RefSeq names its product lipopolysaccharide-binding protein-like. Gene Ontology annotation, biological process: innate immune response; lipopolysaccharide-mediated signaling pathway; defense response to Gram-negative bacterium. The record is from RefSeq and is a predicted model, not a curated record. Gene Ontology annotation, molecular function: lipopolysaccharide binding. The transcript is spliced from 7 exons. Bases 80 to 748 code for a protein of 222 amino acids. Lineage: Eukaryota; Metazoa; Chordata; Lepidosauria; Squamata; Natricidae.